Messenger RNA from Pantherophis guttatus, 2837 nucleotides. It is a transcript of the gene ARL2BP, whose product is annotated as ARF like GTPase 2 binding protein. Gene Ontology annotation, cellular component: mitochondrial intermembrane space. Lineage: Eukaryota; Metazoa; Chordata; Lepidosauria; Squamata; Colubridae. Gene Ontology annotation, biological process: maintenance of protein location in nucleus; positive regulation of tyrosine phosphorylation of STAT protein. The record is from RefSeq and is a predicted model, not a curated record.
CGGACGACGGGAGGAGUGUGGCGGGGGGAAAGAGCCGCGGCCCUUUUAACGGACUCUAUGGCGGCAGCGGUGGCGCCGCGGCGGCCUUGGCUUCUGCUUUGAUCCCGGUAGCAAAGCAAGAAUGGAGACUUUAGAAGAAGAAAAUUUUGGCGUAUCCAUCUCAUCGCCCUCUGAUGCGGAAUUCGAUGCUAUUGUAGGAUAUUUGGAAGAUAUUGUAAUGGACGAUGACUUCCAGCUAAUACAAAGAAACUUCAUGGAUAAAUACUACCGAGAGUUCGACGACACAGAGGAGAAUAAACUGGUCUAUACACCUAUCUUUAAUGAAUAUAUCUGCUUAGUUGAAAAAUACAUCGAAGCGAAACUCUUGGACAGGAUUCCUGGUUUCAACAUGUCCGCCUUCACCUUGUCUUUACAGCAGCACAAGGAUGAAAUAGCAGGAGACAUUUUUGAUAUGCUUCUCACAUUCACUGACUUUCUGGCAUUUAAAGAGAUGUUCCUGGAUUACAGAGCUGAGAAAGAAGGACGAGGCCUGGACCUCAGUGCCGGGUUGGUGGUCACCCCUUUAAGCAAGCCCUCCAGGUCACCCCCCCAGAACAGCCUGUGGCAUUAGUGUUUGGCUCCAGAGGAGGCCUGUUGGGGUGCCUCCAAUAGGAAAGAGAGGAAUGAGGGAACUCAGCAAGCCUGAUCUUCUCUUCGGCUCCUUCUAUGGAUGGUUCCACCACCACCACCGCCACUAUCAUCUCUCCAUCAGAGCACUGGGACUCCUGCGAUUCCCACCCAACCGGAUUUUACAUUGCGGAGAUCAACGCGCAAUCGUUUCUCUGAGGACAUCCUAAGCUCCUUUCUUUCUUUUUUUUGGUGGGACAAUGGUCAUGGAAGACUAGUGUCGGGCGUGAGGGGGCCGUCUCUAUAGCCCCCCCUGGCCUCGAGUUUCACAACCACAGGACCUCUGGCAAAUUGUCUUUGUGUGCGGCUGUGAAUGUGUGCGGCUGUGAACACGUUGACUUAACACAGGGGUCUCCAACCUUGGCAGCUUUAAGACUUGUGGACUUCAACUCCCAGAAUUCCUCUUUGCUGGCUGAAGAAUUCUGGGAGUUGAAGUCCACAAGUCUUAAAAGUUGCCAAGGUUGGAGACCCCUGGUUUAACAGGUAAUACGCAUUUGAGUGCUUUCUGUCAGUGUUCGAUGCGAUUUUUUAAAAAAAUAUAUGUAGCAUGAAAAUGUUCUCUACGGAUGGUGAACUUGAGUCCUUCUCCAGUCAACAGGCUUUUUCUCACCACUUUGUAGGGCUUUCACCCCUUUUACCUCAAGAGGGUCGUGAUAUUUUUCGAAACGUACAUUUCAUCUUUUCUAGGGAAACUACCACGCAGUGUCCAUGCUAUGACUUGUAGCUCGUAACAUAAGGAUAUAGCCAUGUCCUACAAUGAACCUAGCUAUUAGGACUUCUUGAGAACGUUUCUCGUUCCUUCAGUCAAAUUCUUGUCCGCAAAGCCACGCCGCCCUCCGUAUUGAGCCAAAUGAAGUGCCAGUGAUGUGCAUUGUCCACUCAUAGCUAGCUCCUCAUCCACGUUCUCUUUGACCCCUGCCUAAGUUUGUCUUCCACCUGCUGGGAAGAAUGGAGCAGUUAUAGCCAUCUUGAGUGCCAUUAAGGAGGAGGACCAGCCAUGAUCAGUAGACAGAUGUUCUUUACGCUCUCCCUUGCCAGGGGCCCGGGUAUAUUCACCUGCGGCUCCUCGAUGGGGCCUGAGAUGUUUUCUAGGUGCCCCUUGGGGGUAGGGAAGAUCAUCUUCCAUACAGAAACAGGGACCCCCUUGCAGACAAUGUUUUAAGACUGGAGAGAGUAAAGAGAACGUAGUGUUUCUAAAUAAGCAAUUACAAUAUUUACAGUUACUGCAGUGUUUUCCUUGUAAAUUUCUUUUCUGUAACAUCCUCGGCUUCUCAUUGGAAGUUGGUCUCCAACUUCCAGCAUUUUUGAGAUCUUUAUUCCGGAAGCCCGUUCUGCUUGGCGAAAGAAAUUUAUUCUUAAUUUUUCAGCCAAGAGCAUUUAUUCUUUCAGAUUCCCGCUCACGAAGUGUAAAAAGUAGUGGGCAUUGUUACCAAGAUUGAAUUGUGCAGGUGAUGCGUUAUCAGACAGGCCUAGUCAAGCACGCUGGAAAUUAUCGAUCAGUAUUUACCUUGGCACUGUUGCCAUUUUUUUUUCAAAAGCCCAGUCUCUCCAUCAGUAACAAUCGGUACUUGGCUAGCAAGGAUAAGACUGCAGGAUCCUAUGCAGAAUUUCUCUUUUUUUCAUUUUGUCAUAAUUGCCAAUUUUAAUUGCGAAGGCACUAAGUUUCGGCAUCCCAGAGCUGCAUUGAGAAGAAAAAUAUUUGUUUUCCCUAGUUGAAAUGGCAUUUCAGGUAUAUUAGAUCAGGGGUCUCCAACCUUGGCAACUUUAAGCCUGGAGGACUUCAACUCCCAGAAUUCCCCAGCCAGCUUUGCUCCAGGCUUAAAGUUGCCAAGGUUGGAGAUCCCUGGCUUAGAUACCUGGAUAACAGAUGGGCUAGGAUAAGAAGGAAUUAGAAGUCAAGACAGCCAGGGACGCCAAGUCAGAAAGGCUGAGUUAAGUGUGCCGGAUUCACAGCGCUACCUGUGUUUUUUUGAAGCUACUCCCUGUAGUACGCAAUAGGCUUGGGAAGUCCUUGGAGCAUUGCAUAGAAAACGUUACGGAGGUAACAUCUAGGAAACCUCUGCCUCUCAAGAGUCUCCUGGCAGCAGCCCCCAUCGUGGUACGCGAACACCUCUCUUGUAUUUCGCUUGCUUCGUGCUAAUAAUAAAAUCUGCAUGCUUGGUAAAAAGAUA